GGUAUGCGAGACAUUUAGGAUAUUUGAUCAAAGAUUUUCAAUGAUUGUAUUGCAGCUCCCGAAUAUUAAGAAAAUGGAUUGUAACAUCGGAACUGCCUUCAGAGGAGAUAUUACCGAAACAUGGAUUAAAAAUAUCGGCAUACUGUCUAGACUGUGUCUGGAAUGGCCUGGAUACGAGAACUAUUUUGAACAAAUCGAAAAGUACAAAACACAAAUAAUACAAAAAAUAAGGGAGAUUUACACUUGUAACAAAUCCUCACUGUACAACGUUUUGAAUCAUGGCGAUUGCAAUUAUAGGAACUGCAUGUAUAGAAUUGUUGACGGAAAAACACAGGACCUAAUGCUGCUCGAUUAUCAGCUUAGCUCUUGGGGCUCACCUGCAGUCGAUAUCAUCUACUCGCUGUACCAGGCAGUCAGCGUCGAAACCAGAGACAACCAUCGCGAUGAGCUGAUCAAAUUUUACUACGAUGAAUUUGCAACAGCAUUGAAGAAGUUUGACUACGGACCGAAAAUCCCUACGUUGAUAGAUCUUCGCGUUGAAAUAACCAGAAUCAUUCCUGUCUACGACAUUUUUGCCAAUGUUCUUGUUGACUCCGGAUGAAAUGGUGCCCCAAAUGGUCGAAAGCUCCGACAAAGACAUCGAGAUCGAUUUGGCCAGUGUGAAAGCUUGGGAAAAUCUAUCCGAUC
This is a messenger RNA of Culex pipiens pallens (northern house mosquito), 687 nucleotides long. RefSeq lists its product as uncharacterized. The record is from RefSeq and is a predicted model, not a curated record. Lineage: Eukaryota; Metazoa; Arthropoda; Insecta; Diptera; Culicidae. The coding region runs from base 41 to 601 and encodes 186 amino acids. The transcript is spliced from 3 exons.